AUGUUGGGCUCAGCAUACAAUGAUCAAGAUGUUCAAUGGUCACCCAUUGCUCGGGAACAUGAACUCGUCUUGAAGAUUAAAGAUCUGGAAGCGCUGCUAGAAUCAAAGUCGUUGGCGCUGCAACAGAAGUUGACAGAGUGGGAUGCAAAGUCACUGGAGGUUACAAGCCUGGAAGGGAAGCUUCAAGAAACUAUCAUUAGCCGGGGCAUGAUGAAGAAGGAAAGAGAUAUUGCCAUUGCGGAACGCGAUGUUGCUAUCCAGGCUACCGGCCAAGUGGAGCUAAAAUUACAGGAAUAUCGAGAAUAUUUCAGGUUGCACAAAAAGCUAAGCUUGUGCGAUUGA
Messenger RNA from Lentinula edodes (shiitake mushroom), 342 nucleotides. RefSeq lists its product as uncharacterized. The record is from RefSeq and is a predicted model, not a curated record. The coding region runs from base 1 to 342 and encodes 113 amino acids. NCBI's taxonomy places the organism in Eukaryota, Fungi, Basidiomycota, Agaricomycetes, Agaricales, Omphalotaceae. The transcript has 2 exons.